GACCACCACCAACACCAUUGGACACUCAAGAACUUUUUGAAUGUCUAAAAAAUUUAUUACCUAAGGAUAAUGUUGAGAUUCCAGUAAGUUUAACAAUUUUCUAUCUAUUAAGCUAUUAUUUAACAUUUUGUAGAUUUUCAAAUAUUUUACAUCACACAAACAUUACAGUGUUCAAUUGA
This is a messenger RNA of Entrophospora sp. SA101, 179 nucleotides long. The record is from the annotation of a GenBank genome assembly. Lineage: Eukaryota; Fungi; Glomeromycota; Glomeromycetes; Entrophosporales; Entrophosporaceae.